Molecule: messenger RNA, 1344 nt
Organism: Hyaloscypha bicolor E
Lineage: Eukaryota; Fungi; Ascomycota; Leotiomycetes; Helotiales; Hyaloscyphaceae
Exons: 1
Coding region: 163-1059 (298 amino acids)
Source: RefSeq, a predicted model, not a curated record
GCGACCCAACGGUACCUUUAAAAGCGAAACCAUUUCCAUAGCUGAAAGCUCUCCUCUACUUUCAGAAACUCUCUCAGUCCAUUACAGCAUCACGCAUUUCUUCCAACCCAGAAAUCUACUAGACCCUCACUCCAUCCGAAACAACCAAAGAUCACAGCACCAAUGGUUAACUUCACAAACCCGUUCGUGGGUAAGGGCACGGGAAAAGACAGAGAGACGAGAAUAGGCCGUCCCGUUUCGCAGUGCCCACAGUGCCUAAACGGCCAGCCCAUCCUCGGCGGCUACUGCCUUUCAUGCGGCUUUCGCAACGGCCCUCCCAUACUCAAUUCUGAGGAAAGCGAGAUAGGAUCUUCAGACAUCUCUCCAAAGAAUACGAGAAGAGGCAAGGGUAAGGGUAGGCAACCAACUGAUAAUUCGGAGGGCAUCGCGAGCUAUCAAAACCAAGGUAACUUCGGCUACGGUGCAAGAGACGACGGUUUCCCCAUUCCCAGUCCUUUGGAACAGCUGUCCUCUGAGACAUAUCGACCGAGAGCGAAAGAUCAGCAACCCGUGGCGCCGUCUGAUUCGGUCUCGAACUACUGGGACAAGCGCGGAAGACGAAAAUCUACCCCACCUCCUCUGUCUGGCCUUUCAAACCCACCACCGCGUGCCGCAAGAAGAAACGAUUCGUACAUUCGACGGGAGCUGCAUCCAGAAUACGAGAAUCCUGACAGCAGCCCGUCAACGCCUCCCCGUGCCAUCCUCCGUGCUCCUAAUCUCAACAAAGAUCUACCCUCCGUGCGGACCAUGCACCACAACCGAGGCAGAGAUAUCGAGAUGCGAGCCUUUGAGAAUGUCGAUCUUGAGGCUGGUCCUGAGGACAACAACGCCAUUCGGACAAGAGAUUUUUGGGGUAGAACAGAAAUUGAUGGGACGAGGAGAUCUCUGUGGACGAGAGUAAAGGCUAAUAUGCAUAAAGACUGGGUGGGAUUGGGUUUUGGGCUUGUGUUCUUGGUCAUGUUCAUUGGUUUCGUCUCUGCGGAUGCUUAUUACGCGACUCAUCACCUUGCGGUCGAGUGAGCUGUUUUCCUUCUCACUUGAUUUGUUUUUGGGCUGGUGGCUGGUACGUCCGACCUGGUAUUAUAGCAGCAGAGAGAUAUGAGAUGAUGACUGCAAGGGGGGAAUGGAACCUCCCCAGGAUUCCCCAACAAUCUUGUACGAGUGUAAUUCGUGUGAUUACUUGUGCCAGUGAAUCCUUAUUUAGCAACGCGCAGUGAAAACGUUUGAAGAGCAAGAAAUUCUCCGAGACUGACUGACUGGCCGGGACAGACGUGAAGGGAUAAAUGACCUUGCAGCAGAUAAGAA